This is a messenger RNA of Rhincodon typus (whale shark), 2931 nucleotides long. Its product is annotated as serum response factor-like. The coding region runs from base 184 to 1899 and encodes 571 amino acids. The transcript is spliced from 8 exons. Gene Ontology annotation, molecular function: DNA-binding transcription factor activity, RNA polymerase II-specific; protein dimerization activity; serum response element binding. Gene Ontology annotation, biological process: positive regulation of transcription by RNA polymerase II. The record is from RefSeq and is a predicted model, not a curated record. Lineage: Eukaryota; Metazoa; Chordata; Chondrichthyes; Orectolobiformes; Rhincodontidae.
GGACUAGGACGGAUCGGCAUUAUUCCAAGACCAGAACCGGACUAAGAGCGGAGAUACAUUGGUAAAGACCUGGGUGAGACCGGGACAAGUGGCCCCGAAAGAGAACAAGGAGAGAGCGGCUCUGAGAUUUAGGGACUAAACCGGGGCAGGGGUCACUCUUUUUCUCCCCCGCUCCCGGGGGCCAUGCUGCAGAGUCCGGCCGGCACCGCUCCUCCUGAGCCCAACAGCUCGUCGUCAUCACCGGCGGGCAGCCUGCAGCCAGCGGCCCCGGGCCCGGGCCCCCAGGCAGCAGCCGCUGCCGUGCUGGUGUCCCGGGACAGAGAGGCCCCGCUGCCUGGGCCCCCUUACAGCUGCUCGGAACCCAGCAGCGACGAGGACGAGGAACUGGUGGUGGCCUCGGCCCCGGCCCCGCUUGACAGGCGGGGGGUCAAGAGGCGCCUGUCCGACCUGGAAGCAGCGGCUGCGGCGGGCCUGGCAGGGGUGAGCGGACACGGCCCGGGGCUAGAGCCUGGUCAAGGGAGCUUAGCGCCGGCCGGAGGCUAUGGGGCAGCGUCGGCCCCAGGAGGGACUGCACCAGGAGCCGGAUUAAAACCUGGCAAGAAAACUAGGGGCAGAGUGAAAAUUAAAAUGGAAUUUAUCGAUAACAAACUGAGGAGAUACACGACCUUCAGCAAGAGGAAGACUGGCAUCAUGAAGAAGGCCUAUGAGCUCUCCACACUAACGGGUACCCAAGUGCUCCUCCUGGUAGCUAGUGAGACAGGACACGUGUAUACCUUCGCUACAAGAAAACUGCAGCCUAUGAUCACCAGUGAGACAGGGAAGGCAUUAAUCCAGACGUGUUUAAAUUCCCCUGAUUCCCCACCACGUUCCGAUCCCACUACGGAUCAGAGGAUGAGUGCCACGGGAUUUGAAGAAACUGAUCUGACGUAUCAGGUGUCGGAGACGGACAGCAGCGGGGAAAAUAAGGACAACUUGAAACCGACAACAUUCACAGUGGCCAACGUUCCAGGAUCCACAGGCGUCAAUCAAUCAGUUUCAAACACGUCAACUAAUCUCCAGGUCAGCACGGGUCACAACUUUCCCAUCACCAACUACCUUGCUCCUGUCACCGCCAUCGCCAAUAGCAACGGCACCGUCUUCAAAUCAACCGGUACAGGCACUUCUGGCAGCAUGGUGCAGCUCCCGAGUGGAUUCACUCUCAUGUCAGGUACAGCACUGCAAGGCACACCAACUAUCCCGAUUGGUCAGCUCCAGCAACAUUCCCUGGCCAUCCAGGGUCAACAGGGUCAGGUGGUGACCAGUCAGUCACAGCAAGGACAGCAGACCGUCUUUCGCUUCCCAGCAUCUGCAGGCGGACAAAUAGUCUCCAUUGCAGGUGGUGCAAUGGCCCAACAGGUUCCAGUACAGACGAUUCAGUUACACCAAGCCUCGGGGCAGGUGAGCGUGCACCAGUCUACGCAACACACGCCAUCUACCAGCGACAGCAACUCCGAGAUUUCUCAGGCCUCAACCAGCGGAGCAAUGACACUGCCAGCAACAAUCGUCACGUCGUCUGUACCCACCUCGAUGGCCAGUCACGUGAUGUACCCCAGCCCACAUGGUACGGUCAUGUACACGACCUCCAGUCCCGGCCUGUCUGAUGGCGGACUCACAGUUCUCAACGCCUUUUCUCAGCCUUCUUCGGGUAUGCAGGUGUCUCACGGCCAGAUGCAAGAGCAGGGUGGUGUCCCUCAGGUUGUGCUCACUGCUCCCACAGGAACAGUUCAAAUCCCAUUGUCAGCCGUCCAGCUACACCAGAUGGCAGUCAUUGGGCAGCAGUCAUGCACUGGUAGCCUGACUGAGCUUCAGGUGAGCAGCCUAGAGACGACACACAGCAACAAGCUGGCCCAGAACGAUUAACCCUUCAUAUCCAGGACUGAGAGAAGCAGCAUCUAUUUAAAAAGAGAAACUGAGUGCCAUAUUUAUUUAUUUUUCCCCCCUCACCCUUCACCCCUGUUUUAUUCAGAAAGAAUGGAUGGAACUUUUUCUAAAUCAAUGUGAAAUUACCGAUGGCCUAAGGAUUAUCUUUUACACAAUUCAAAGCGAUUUGCACGCUGUGGACCCAUAUCAAACCAAACUCAGCCAAAAAUUAACACUGUUGUGAGAGUCUUGUAAAGACUUGAAAUCACUCUUCUGCCUGUCCCUUGGAGGAGCAUCGUCAUUUUGUUCUAAAUGCAUCUGGUUUUGUCAUUGCUCCAAUUUUAGCCGUGAUGCUUUAGCUUGGUUUGGGCUGUGCUGGGACAGGGUAGGGGCGCUGAGCAGGGUGUAUGUGGACAGACACGGGAGUCUGCCGACGCUGUAUGCUGGCUUCAACCCUUGGUGACAUCUGUGCUUUGAUCUUGUUUUGGAAGUCGAAGGAUAUCAUGGCAUUAAUUUUCCAUAUCUGUUUCUCCAACAGUUCUCUUGAGAUUAUAUUUGUACUGAAAACAAAAUUGUUGGAGGUGUGUGUAUAUAAAUAUGCAUGUGUAUAUUAUACAUGUGUGUAAUAUGUAGAUACAAUAUAUGCACCCAUAUAUAAUAUAUAUGUAUUGCUCGUAUACGCACACACAAAACGUUUAGUAUUUAGAAAGUUUUUUAAUGAAGUCUAUAUGAACUUGAUCUACGCUGAAUUAAUUGAUUUAUUAGAGUGGCCUUUGGAAGGGGAUCACCAUAAGUGACUUCACUCACGAUUCUGCACUAAGGGAGCAAACAUUUGGUCAAAAGCAUUUCUGCUCCUGAUUGCUGUUCAGUGCCCCCCCACCCCAAGCUCGAAUGUGUACCUAUUGACCAGUGCUACAAUUGGGAUUACGAUUGAUUGUGCAGCCCUCACUGGGUGGGGUCAGGAUUGGGAUAGGCUGUACUGUCUUAACUUGGGUGGGGUCAGGAUUGGCCGUGCUGCCCUCACCGGGUGGG